Notothenia coriiceps (black rockcod) is the source of this 2724-nucleotide messenger RNA. RefSeq lists its product as uncharacterized. Gene Ontology annotation, biological process: heterophilic cell-cell adhesion; homophilic cell-cell adhesion. The coding region runs from base 1 to 1152 and encodes 383 amino acids. NCBI's taxonomy places the organism in Eukaryota, Metazoa, Chordata, Actinopteri, Perciformes, Nototheniidae. Gene Ontology annotation, cellular component: adherens junction. The transcript has 8 exons. The record is from RefSeq and is a predicted model, not a curated record.
AUGGAUCCCCCAGAUGCAGAGGUGUCUGGCUUCGCUGGAGACUGGUUGAUGGGUUUGGAGAAUGCUGCCCUGAGGUGUGUGAGCGGAGGAAACCCCAAACCACACAGCUUCACCUGGCUCAGAGUUGGGGGAGAGUUACCGGAGGGAGUUAUCCUCCACCCUAAUGGAACACUAGUUUUUGGGCGACCCCUUAGCUCGUCAGAUAAAGGCACCUACCAGUGUGUGGCGAAGAACGACGUAGGAGUGGGGAAGGCGGAGGUGGAGAUUAUUGUGGGAGACUCCCUCCAGGAGCUGAGCUUGUUUGAGAAAAUGCCAAUGAUCUUCAUCGGGGGCGCGGCGGGGGGGCUGCUGAUCCUGAUGCUUAUCGUCAUCAUCUGUGUCACUUGUCAUCACAAACGGAAGAACAGGAAGCUGGAGAGGGAGCUGACUCAGAAGAAGGAGGAAAUAAACACUCUGGCGAGGGUUGCUUCUAUCAGGAGGAUGAACUCUGUCAGCACAGAUGCCAGAGGAGCGACAGAGGAAAACAUCCCUCUGAGGGUGGAGGCGACCCUAAGGACCAGCCUGUCUUCCCUCGGGGAGCAGGCUCACUGCCGUGACAGCCGCUCGACUAUCUCUAUUGGACGGAGUGGAAUGGGAGCGUACGACUACCUGGGCAGACCAGUACUAAACAACAACUCUCGGAGGGGAAGAGAAAGGAUUCUGGAUAGAGACGAGGAGAACCGACUCAGAGUGGAGUCAUACGUGAGAAACAGCAGUAUUUCUUUACAGGAAACUCGAUUCCACCCUCCUCUCACGCCUUCAGCCUUCCCAAUCCUUCAGUCCACUGAGAUUGUGAGACAGCUGAACGGCAGCGCCAUCAUCCCACCAGACGGGGGUUCACGGCCAGGAAGUGUCUCCAAAAACCACCAGCACCCUCCUCCGAACUACAACUACCCUCGGGUGAUAGAUGAUGAGGAUGAAGUGGACGAAGGUUUGGGAGGUCCUGCCAGUCAGGAGCACCCCGAUGACCAAGACAGCGAGACAAACAGCUCCCAGGUGUCUGAGGCCCACAGUGCUCUCUAUCAGCAGACUAACGGCACAAUCAGACCUAAACCCAGGCCCACUGGGAUCAGUCCCCAUGCCUCCCUGAUCCACAAGGCCCAGAUAGUUUAGCAGGCAGCUGGGAAUGAACAUGUGGAACUACAAGACUUGUCAGCUCUGGUCUUGGAACAGAUUCAAAGGAACAAUCCUGAGAAAAAACAUCUGCAUUUUGACUACAAUGCUGCUUCUUCUAUUGUGCAUGGUGCAAUACAAUAAACUCUUAAGAGGAAUUCUUUGCAGCAUCUACUGGGCAUAUCGGAUUUCUGCCUGAUGUUUGGUGAUCAACAAGUGUGUUCCUGGCACAAACAAAGACUAUGUCGCAAUAUUUCCAGUAAAGCUUCUACAGCGUUUAAUCGCAGACAAUAUUUUGUGUUCCCAUUUCGCAAUACAGCAUCUGGUGCUCUAUGACGGACAGGUGAUUGCAGUUGACAUACCUUUGAGGGGGAUGUUAAAAGAACUCAAGGACAUGUACGGUAGAAAAAAUAAAUAAGGAAAUGCAAGAGAAGUAGAGGAGGCCGUGGGGAAGUUGGUAAAUCAGAAGAUUGCAACACUUCUGUAUGUAGGGUGGUUGAUGCCAUAGUGGUUCUCAGUGUGUCACUAACCGUGCCUGCGUUAAGUUUCCUUACACAACACGGUUUGGGAGCUGAUCCACACCAUGGGGUUGUUCCUUCUUUGCCACACCUGCACCAUGCAUACCUCCUAAUUGUCUUGGAUGUCAUUAAGUCAAAACAUGACUUAUUAAUGUGGUGAUUUGGUGACCUGUAAAUCUGUACAAAAAUGCAAAUAAAUUCUGUUACAAUUUUAAUUUUUUUUUAAAUCAUCUGUACAGUAAAUAAGCAAACACAAAUAGCCGAUAAAUAACCAGUACAACCUGCUCCUGAUCCAAGUUGAGAACUGGAACAGCUGCUAUGUUUUUGUAAAAUCCAUUUUUAAUUUUUCAACCGAGUGCGCUUUUGUGGUUACUAAUAGAGGAGAACAUGUUCCACAACCUUGGACUGUAUAUGUUCCUUGAAAGGUUUCUUCGGCGUUCCAGAUAAUGCCUUGCAUGCAAGAACAACUUGAGAUGAAACGGUACAGCUUUUUAAUAUUUUGGCAAAACCAAGCCUGCCUUACUUAACUCUAGAUGAGCAAUAGUAGAUACAUUUUGUAAAUAUCGGGCUCUGUUACAACCCUGACAUGGGAAGAAAUGUGCCAAAGGGAAAAUAUAGAAAAAUCUAUUUGUUUAAUUGGCAAAUAUGAAGUAUUAUUUGUUUCGUCACGUAUAUGUAUUACAUUGUUAUGUUUAGUUUAUUUUACCUUAAGAAUUUGAGAUCGUUUGUUACAAAAACAAUGUGCCAUAUAUUAUUUGCUCACACCUAAUAUAGGUUAAAGCAAAUGAAUGGUGUUAUGUGUGAAUGUAGGCUGUAUUUGUAGUAAACAUUGCCCCCUGAUGUGUACUGCUGGGAAGUGCAGGAAGCUAAAUGAGCCUACUGCUAAACUACAGAACUAUGAAAAGACUCUGCAUUGCACUGUGAUUAUGAGAAAUGAUCUUCCUGGUCAAUUGCCUGGACAUUUGUUUAUUUUAAGGGCUAUGUUUGGGUAUCAGAUUGUUUUGAGGGGUUGAAAUAAAUGCGCAUUUUUUGUAUGAUGUUGAUGGUAAAAAAA